Molecule: messenger RNA, 234 nt
Organism: Cylicostephanus goldi
Lineage: Eukaryota; Metazoa; Nematoda; Chromadorea; Rhabditida; Strongylidae
Source: the annotation of a GenBank genome assembly
AUGUAUCCUACAACAACUUCGAUUCACUGCCAGACUGGAUUUGUGAUCUGCCACAAAUUGACUGUUUACGGGCUUUUCUCAGUGAUGUCGAUGCGUUAUUUAUACUGCAAAAACAACAAAAUCAAAACUUUACCGGAUCCUGUCGAGAACCUCAAUCUAGUUUCUUGCGUUCUACAUGGGAACCAUUUGACAGAGCUACCGCGAGAAUUUUUUCGAAGAUGCUCCGGCAUCUGA